Acanthaster planci (crown-of-thorns starfish) is the source of this 6289-nucleotide messenger RNA. RefSeq names its product sterol regulatory element-binding protein cleavage-activating protein-like. The record is from RefSeq and is a predicted model, not a curated record. NCBI's taxonomy places the organism in Eukaryota, Metazoa, Echinodermata, Asteroidea, Valvatida, Acanthasteridae. Gene Ontology annotation, biological process: SREBP signaling pathway; regulation of cholesterol biosynthetic process. Gene Ontology annotation, cellular component: SREBP-SCAP complex; endoplasmic reticulum membrane; Golgi membrane. Gene Ontology annotation, molecular function: sterol binding; protein binding.
UUCACACGCACCUAUUUUGUUCGUGAGGUGGAGGAUUGUGUUGAUGGCGGUCUCGAUCAAUUUGUAUUUAAACUGAUUAGACGAUGAUUUCUCCUUUUGUCGGUGGAGGGACGAGGGGCUAAGACUUAGAAAGCGUGUUCAAUAUGCUCCGUGCUGCUUUGCUGAUAAUCCGGGUGAACUGUCUUUGCUGAACGAUGCCCACCGACAGCAACAGCCGCGACGACACAUAGCAGUCAUGGUAGCAGAACGACUCAAGUCGUUGGUGGCCGAUGCCUUCUACAAGCAUGGGCAGUUCUGCAGUGCCCAUCCCUGGCCAGUCAUUACAUUUGUUUGCGCCGUCAUCCUGAUUGCCAGCUAUCCCAUUGUGAACCUGCCUCUGCCGGGCACCGCCCCCAUGGAGUUUUCCUCCCCCAUCCAGGGGUUCAGAGUACCCCUCCAGCGCUCCAAAGGGCCCAUCCAGGAUCCCGGCGUGGAGGGCAUAGUGGCCCCUAGAUGGUUUUCAGGCCCGCCAGUUGGAUUCAUCCAGCAGUUUGUCAUCAAUGCAACCGUAUCACCAUGGAAACGGGGUUUAAUCCCAGAAGAUGCCUUCCGAGCCCCGCUGUCCAAGGCAUUUGAUCUGCGGCAGGAUAUUGAGGAAUAUCAAACCUCGGCUGGGAAAUCGGUGCGGAGCUUCUGUCUGUACGUGAUGGAGCCAGAAGACGACUGCAAGGACACCCUGCCGAGGCACAACUGCCUGAUGGUGUCCCCAGCCAACGUGUGGGGGGAUAGUGCCAACAAGUUCCAGCAGGACGCCAAGCUGGUCAACUCAAUCUUUGAGAAGCAAGGGAGCAUGGAGGCCACUCCUAGCAUCAAAGACCUCCUGUUUGGCAUUCCCUCCAAGUACACCGGCAUUAGUCGCUUCUACAUCCGCAGUCGACAGCGCCAGAUCUCCUUUGCCAUCACCUUGGUCCUGCAGACCUACAACCAGACGUUCGUCGAGGGUCUGAAGGAGCACCUGCUGCGUCGCCAUGGCGACGGCAACAUCCAGCAAGAUACCAAAGAAAAGGAGCAAAUCGUUCACAUUUAUUAUCAGGAUGAGAAGGGCCUUAUUGAAAUGUCUCCCUUGGUCAUCAUCUACGUCUUGCUGCUUCUCUACAUAUACUUCUCCAUUAGUACGAUUGAGAUGGUACAAUCCAAGUGGGGCUUGGCAUUUGCUGCCGUCAUCAUGAUCAUGUCGUCUCUCUCCAUGUCUGUGGGUAUCUGCCUCAUGUUUGGCCUCACCCCCUCCCUUAGUGGCAGCGAGGUAUUCCCGUAUCUGGUGAUCAUAAUUGGGCUGGAGAAUAUCCUCGUCUUCACCAAGUCAGUAGUCUCCACUCCAGUCCACUUGGCCGUCAACAUCCGAAUUGCGCAGGGUCUGAGCAAAGAAGGAUGGUCGAUCACCAAGAACCUGUGUGCAGAGCUGCUGGUCGUUCUCAUUGCAUUCUUCACCCUUGUUCCAGCCAUUCAGGAAUUUUGUGUCUUCGCCUUGGUUGGCUUAAUGACAGAUUUCUUCCUUCAGAUGUUCUACUUUGUCCCCGUUUUGUCAGUUGACAUUCGUAGAAUGGAGUUAUCAGAUCUGAGCCGGAACAGCGUCCGACAAGAGCUUGCCGCCUCAGCGAGACUGGAGGCGGAACGACCCCCGACCCCAACACAGGGCCGUCACAUGACCCGCUCCAAGUCAGCCCCCAGGUCCCUGAACAAGAUGAGUUACGUCUCGACGCACAGCCAGCCGGGCUACAACUACCCAGGCAGUUCCCGACGGUUGGCCACGUUGCCACUGCACACAACUAGGAGUAGGGUCCCGCGCCGGCUCAAGUUCAUCUAUUUCUGGGCCAGCACCAGACUGAUGCAGAGACUAAUUAUGGCUGCAUCUAUUGUAUGGAUCAUUCUCACCAGUAUGUUCAUGUACAAGUCUGGCCUCGUCACCCACCUGACCGACACCAGACUAAACCAGUCCACGCCCAUGGAACUUCACGAGAUACUGACCCUGCAGAAUGAACCCUCCAAGUUGCCCCUCGAGGCUCCGCCCCUAGAAAAGGGCACUGUGGACCCCGUGCAGCAUGCCGUGGAGGGUGUUCCCUCCGACACGGACUCAAGGAAGAAAUCCCGAAUGCAGGCCAUCGCGGACCAGCUGAUGAGCUUGACGGAGGGGAGUAGCAGCUGGGCGUGGCAGCAGGAGAGUGUGAGAAGGGCGGGUCAGCAGGGGGACCUUUGGCGGAAGCUGUCCUUGUGGCACUGGCCAACGUUGUUUGGCUGCUACAACAUCAGUCUUCACGGAAAGUAUAUCAGCAUCCUCCCGCCUUCCUACAUGAACAUCAACAUCAAUCCAGAAGAUGCCGUGGCACUGCGCCACAAGCAGGAGAGAGAACGUGCCGCCAAGUGGUACAGCAGUCUUGACCCGGACUCCCGCGUGCUGCCCUACGACCCGGACUUCUACACGGAGUGGAUCGACGAGCAGGGCGUGGUGCACAUGGUCCCCCUCUACCAGGCCUCCCCGCUGGACUACUACAUGACCAUGACGCUGGGCAUCCUGAGCGGGGCGUCGUCCGUCAUCCUGGUCAUCCUCCUCUUCAAGUGCGCGGUGCUGGUGCGGCUGCGGAGGGCGCGGUACAAGAGGGGCAAGCACGAGGACAUCCUGAAGCGGGUGGUCAUGAAGAAGUCCUGUGAGUCGGUGCCGUGGGUGCUCAUGGGUCACCAGCAGGAGAUUGAGUGUUUAUCCAGCGAGGGGGCGUGGAUAGCCAGCUGUUGUCUGGGGGGUGAAAUCCGCAUCUGGGAUGGUAGUAGCGGAGAGUGUACAAUCUGCAUUGACAGACACAGCUACUUCAAGAGGAGGAGACGUCUUGGCAGUAGCAGCGCUAGGACUCGUCACGGCUCUGGAGGAGGAGAAGCAUUUUUGAGAUCAGUGACUGACUUCAGCAUCAAGGAGAAGUCCAACACCUACCCCCUCAGCCGGAGAAAUGGUUACUCCCAGAACCAGGUAGACCUCUCAGGGGCCAUCUGCACAGACUUUGGCUCCAGCAGGAGCUCCGUGGAAGUCGGAAGCAGUUGCCAAGAUGACCGGUUGUCAUCCGGGGUGUACAGUGGGUCCGUGGGGUCCCAAAGCAUGGAGCAGGAUUUGAGCAGCUGCUCAGGCACGCCAAGGAGCUCUGGGAAUGGUUACGACUUCCGGACACUCGUGGAUGCCUAUCUGAUGCAAGAGCAGCAUCGCUAUGGCAACAGUCUAGUCGAAGAUGAAGAUGAUGAGGGAUUGGAUGAUGUGUAUCCAGACUUACCCUCCCCACCCAUCAUGCAUAGGUCUGGUUCCCAGAACAUCACAACCAUCAAUGAAUUUAGGGGCAGCUUCAGAGGUCGGACUGCCUCAACGGGGUCUAUGGGGCUGAGGUUCGAAUCCAGCCAAAGUCCCAGGGAGCCAGUCAGCCGGAGCCCCACCCCAUAUGCCAGCCGGAAUCGGUUCUCCUUUGACGAAGAGUUGUUGAGACAGUGCGGGGCAGGGGGCGAUGCCGGGAUGACCUCUCCGUUGGACGGUGUUCUGCCUCCACCCAUCUGGUGCUUGGUGUGCAGUGAUCACAUGGUGGUGGUUGGAUGUAGCAACGGAAGAAUAGAGAUGUGGGAUUCAGGGUCAGGCUUCCUACUGGGCUCCUACGAGGAUAACCCCAUCGGAGCGACCGGCCUGACCAUUACCGGUACCCACCUGGUGGUUGCCAGACUCAACGGCAGUCUAGACUUCUUGGACCUGGUCACCCAUCACUCCAUUCACCUUAACCAGGCCAUGGUCAGUGACUUUCUUGCCAGUGAUCACAGGGGUAAGAUGAGGAGUUUCUCCAUCUCAGAGUUUGUGCCACUUGGGGGUGCUAUCUUCUGCUCUAAGCAAGCCUCAGUACAGGCGCACCAGCAGCCAAUCAAUGAUGUGCAGGUGGCCAGGGACCAGGUGGUUACCGCCAGUCAGGACCACACGUUGAAGGUGUUCCGAUUGGAAGAUUCGCUUUGUACCUACACCUUACGAGGCCACACAGGCAGCGUAACCACACUCUAUGUAGAUAAAAACAACUCUUACCAAAUCGCCAGUGGAUCCGACGACGGCAUGGUGCGGUUGUGGGACACGCUAACCGGCGUCUGUCUGCACUCGCUCUGGGGUCAUGUCAGCACGGUUCUGUCAGUCACACUCAGCCGGGAUCAUGUGAUCAGUGUGGGCAUGGAUAACAGACUCUGCGUCUGGAAGCGUCGGCGGGGACGCAUGAUACAUGUCAUACAGCUGGACCCAGGGUGUACUGGAACUGUUGCCACUUUGUCCAACAAUCACAUGGUUACGGGUGGACAGGGCUAUUUGGCAGUCUGGGACAUUUUCCACGGAGAACCAAUCAGGGUUGUAGAGCUGGGUGGGGGCGAGCAAGCAGUACGACAGAUUGUAGUCACCGAUCAGGGUAGAGCCGUUGUCUGCGACUACGGACGGGAACUCCGAUUGGUUACUUUCCCAUCUGAACUCAAGAAGACAGAUUGAGAUAGUAUCCCAUAUGAGAUAUAUUUUUAGGUCCCCCUUAUAGGGGUAGUAUAGACUCUCUCUCACUGAGGAAUUGCUACCUUUCUCAAAAAUCUGAGUUUGAUGCUCUACUGAGCCAGAAAGCUGCCUAUCUAAUUAAACUAGGGAUGAGCUUGGUUUAUACUGUCCUAUCUUCAUAUGCUGUUUGCUGCUUUAUCUUGCUUGGUUUGGUAAGCCGUGCUGUGCAUUUUGAGAUCGUUGUUAACCCUAACACUCCUCAGUCCUCCAACAGGUGAAGGAUUGAGGAGGGUUAGGGUUAAACCCGUUUGAAGAUUCGGGACAAGCCAUUGAGGUGUCAGUACUCUGAUACAGUUUUUACUUUGUACGUGGAUUUAUUUUAACGAGACUUUGUAUUUUAUGUCCAAUGUUGUACAAGUUUUCUGUAGUAGGUAUAUCUCAGCCCUCCGCUCGUUAGAUUGACUCCCCAAAUUAUUUUGCUUUGUUUGUGUGAAGAAUCUUGGUGGCGUGGGCAAUUCGCUGCAGACCUCCAACUUAUUUAUCAGCCUGUCCUAGUCAUAGGCACUCUGUGUGCAUUCAGGAUACUCAUUAGAAUGUGGGCAUGAUUUACAUGUAAUGAAUUAUUCAUAUCGCAGGUUGAUGUCAUAAAAGGAUCAGCCUGUUGAACUGGCCAGAUUAGUCGCUUCUCGGUGCAAUCUGCAUAUAAUGAAUUAUACAUGUGAUGACAUCACAGACUAAUUGACUAGUGAAUGAAUGGAAAACUCUCUUGAAAUAUUUAAAAUAAGCCUUAGAUUUAUGGUUUGUAUAAUACUUCAGCGGUUGGGGGUUCUGGGGAAAAUAUGCCAACAAAGAUGAGAAAAUUUCGUACAUCAUGUAAAUAUUAUUGAGCUAAAAAAAUUAGUAACUGUUAUGUUCUCUUCAAUAAUUGCAGUCAAGGCUCAUAUGCCUGACUCCAUUGUACCAAUUGGUAUCUGCAAAAUGCCUUUUUAAAAUUUCCAUUUGCGGUGCUAUGAAAUCUAUGGAUUCCAUGUACAUACCAAAGAUCAUAAUUUAAGUUGGUUGUCAGUGCUUUUUGUUUUAACCUUUGAGUGCAUCAGGACAUUACUUCUAUGUACACUUACAUUGCACACGUACCAUGUCAAAACUGCAUUUUAUACCUCGUCUCGGCGAUGUAUUUUAUUUUUUUUAAAACUCUACUUUUGGUUUCUGUUGUAUCGAGUAUUAUAAUUUGUGUCAAAGUUCCAAUCUGAAUUGGUAAAUAGCCCUAUCCGUACAUGUACCCGACGUCAGAUUUGGUCUAUAAAAGUGCUUUCCUAUGGGAGUUCGGUAGGGUUGGCAGAUAUUAAACUCAUUGGGAACCCUGUAUGUAAACAAAGCAUGACGUCAUCGGGACACUGAAAUUUGUUUGCAUUGUUUUCAGAUCGUCAUGGUGUCCAAUUUCUGUAUUUAUAACGGUCAAAUGAAAUCCAUGUUCGUAUACAUGUAUACCAUGUAAACUGUGUAGAAGAAUAAAUGUAUGUACAUGACUUUGCUUUCAAAUUUUCUGCUUUAUUUUCCAUAUUUUUCUGUAUUACUCUCACUCUAAUGCAUUUCUUCUUCGACUUUUUCCUCUUGUUUGCUGAAUGAGAAAUGUCGAGAGAGUUUUAUAUGAGGUUUGAAGUUUAUUACCAUUGCAAAUACCCAAUAUCACAAAUUCAAAGUCACAUUAAUGGUUGCUGGCAUAUAACAUCUGCCUCCUAAUAUGUGGCAGUAGAAACCCUCAGCUUUAAAAAAAAA